Bombyx mori (domestic silkworm) is the source of this 1711-nucleotide messenger RNA. RefSeq lists its product as uncharacterized. Bases 735 to 1304 code for a protein of 189 amino acids. The transcript has 5 exons. NCBI's taxonomy places the organism in Eukaryota, Metazoa, Arthropoda, Insecta, Lepidoptera, Bombycidae. The record is from RefSeq and is a predicted model, not a curated record.
UGUCAAGUCCUAGCUUCUAACGCAAAUAUAUUAAUGCGAGCGAGGCGCUAUUCCACGACCAGUUUGUGUGUUGUAGUCGCCGGAGUCACACCGCUGGAUAGAGCGCGCCCAAAGGCAGCUUCAUAGUUUUAUUUUUUUUAUUUGGCUUUAGCCAUUGUAUGGAGCGUGAAAAACCAUUACCAUUAUUAUUGGGGCAGCAGUGUGCGACGCUUUCACAAAGCGUCCAAUUUUCUGGAGAUGAGCGGCAUGAUGAGGAGGUGUCUAAGAAGGAGAGAGAGCCGGGUGCGCCGGCCGUGGGGCGAUGGGGAGCAGAAUGGCCCAGUUGACUCGCUGGGGAGUAUCACCUGACCGCGCCCCUGCCGCGAGCGCGUUGGGGGGCUCCACGCCGUCCGCUGCAACUCCAAGCGCGCCCGCACGAGGACCUCGCCACGCUCGCCGAGACCGCGCUGCGCCGUCUGCUGCUCGCCGAGAACUACGACUCGAUCGCCAACCUUCUUCAUCUCUAUGACGCCUACAGCCGCGCCAACAAACCGCUUACCGCACUCUACAAGCGAUACGCGCCGCAGCUACAUCUCAAGAAGCACACGUGCGUCGGGCUCGGUUUUGAGUUGAUCCGGAGAUGGCGCCGCCUCGAGAAGGGGUUCCCGGGGUUCGUGCGCGCUACAUCGCUGGUGUCGUGCGAGGAAGCCGUCCCCGAAGUGCAGCAGUAUGUGGCGGCCGCGUGUCCCUCCGCGAUGCCAGGCGCCGAGAAGGAGCACGUGAUGGUGUGCGUGCAAAUCCAAAUAGACGGUCGCAAUGGCGUGAUGCUGGCUGAUCCCGGCUAUCAUGUGCCGAGGAUCAUCACUGUCAUGGCAGACGGGGCGUAUCCACACACCGGUUGGUUCACGCAGAUGGACGAGCCGCACUGUCGCAAGGAAUACAACUACACGUUCAACCAGGACAACCCCGGUUAUGUGGAGUGGCAGGAGCGGGAAACUCGCGGCGGCAUCGUGAAAUGCCAGAUCUCCCUGGUGUUUGUCGGGAAACCGUACCAAGACGCCGUCAACGUAACCGAGAGAAGGAAUCUUGUUUACAACUUUAGCAUGAUUUGUACAGAAGUCUCUUGUCGCGAGACCAGAAGGGUCACCUUCGGGCCGGGAUGUACUUCCCGAUCGGAGGACGAGGGGUGGAGGAACAGUUCACGUUGUUCUUCGAGGAAGGCCCAGAGAAGCGGAAAACCAAAUACAAAUUUAGCUCGUUCAUCAGCACUAAGGACAUCCCAGAAUCCGCUCUUGAAGAUAUCAAGCUUUGCAACGUACAAUUAAACUACAAGCCGGACGAGCUCCUCGAAAUUAUUUGUAAACUAGCCAAUGUAAUGGCGGACGAGUCGUUUAUAGAACAAAUGCUAAAGAUAAACGAUGAUAUCUGUCGAGCGGGAUUCGACGCGCAAAGGGAUUGAAACAACAUGGCCGUCAAAACAAAAUGGCCGCCGACCGAGCUCGGCGGGAUACCUUAGAAACGGCGGCGUAUUCGAUAAAAUUAUUAGUUCCAUUUUUUUUGUUAAAUUAAAUGAUUCCUCGAGUAUUUUUAUACGUUCAAUUAUUUUUAUUACUUUGGUGAAAGGUGUAUUUUAUUGGUCUAAGUUAAAACGUUUUCAAUUGGGUGGACCGGGUUAUAUUUUAUAAAUGUUUAAGCUAUGGGUUUCUUUAAUACACAAUUAUUUCACGAUAAA